GGCAGAGAGACUCCCUCUCUCUCUCUCUCUUGUUCUGCAACUUCCAUGCUUUCCUCAUUAAAAGCUUCUUCGUUUUACAAAUUGAUCUUUGCAUUUUUCUGCAAUUAGAGAGAGAGAUUUAUAAGAAGAUGGUUAAGAGAGAGAAAGGAAAUAGAUUGAUAAUUGUGAUGGGAUCGUGUAAAGAUGAGAAAUCGAGAAGGAUUUGGAGAGGAUUGAAAACCCUAUUUUUCUUGGUAACUAUGUUGAUUUCUCUUCUAAUCUUCUCUGCUCCUGUUCUUCUUGUUAUAGCCGAUGCGUUUCUCCCUUCUGCAAUUCUCUCUACUUCACUUCCUCUUUCAUUUGAGACUCUCUCUUCAUAUCUAAGAAACUACGAUUUCAGAUCUUCUUUAAUCGAUAUUCCUCUUAUCUCCAUCGCCAGAUCAGCCGUCAUCAUCUGUGCUUAUUAUUUCUGUGAUCGACCGAUGCUUUCUCGAUGGCCAUACUUGGGGGUUACAGCUCUGUGUUCAUUGAUUUCUCUGGUAUUUGUUUCGUUUAAGGCUUCUUAUGUACUCUUUGACGACGGUUCAAGGAUCGCCGGUGCCGGGGAAGGAGAAGGGAAUCAGAGAGUAAUGGAAGUAGAGUUGUUCAGUUGCUCCUGGCUUUUGGCCGUCGCUCACACUGUUGUCGCCUACAGGACUAGUUGCCGGCGAAGACGAAAACUUCUUGUUUACAAAAUUGACAUUGAAGCGGUUUCAGCUUGCAAGAAGGGCUUUCCAGCAUACCAAAAGCUUCUUCAAGAGGAAAGAGUGAAGUAAAGCUGUAAAAGGCAGGGUUGGAUUGGGGAAGAUGCUUCCCUAGCUUCACAUCCAUUCCCCAAAAUCCCCUUUCAGGUCUUGAUCUCCAUUACUUCAACACCUGAAGGAAAUUGGAUGGUAGAUGCAGGGCAGCAGUAGAAGAACAGUCUGACCAUCACCCAGAAAUGCUUAUCCUAUAUAUACCUGCAAGCCUGAAACUCUUAGAAGCCAUAGUGUUAAGCAAUCUCUUUAGCCAGAUUAAAUGUAUUAUAGUGUUGAGCAAUCUCUGUGUGUAUAUCACAUUUUUGUAUAGUCUCAUACCAGAAAUGCAUAGCAAUUGGGUUUGAAAGCUUA
Messenger RNA from Macadamia integrifolia, 1127 nucleotides. RefSeq lists its product as uncharacterized. The transcript has 3 exons. NCBI's taxonomy places the organism in Eukaryota, Viridiplantae, Streptophyta, Magnoliopsida, Proteales, Proteaceae. The coding region runs from base 129 to 794 and encodes 221 amino acids. The record is from RefSeq and is a predicted model, not a curated record.